Molecule: messenger RNA, 1308 nt
Organism: Neurospora tetraspora
Lineage: Eukaryota; Fungi; Ascomycota; Sordariomycetes; Sordariales; Sordariaceae
Exons: 5
Coding region: 1-1308 (435 amino acids)
Source: RefSeq, a predicted model, not a curated record
AUGAUUCGACCUGCGCAGAUCUAUCAGGAGGCCAAACCUCCACAGGUCCUUAUUGACCUGACGAAACCUUCGAACGCCUCUCUCCCUCCUCAAUCUCUCUCCAAACACGUCCGAGGUUCAGAAAUGUUUGAAGACGAGACGCCCAUUGCGUACAGCCCAAGCCCAAGCAGCGAGCCCGAACCGGGCAUCGCACUUCAUGGUAUCAUUGCCAACAGUCAAAUGACGCAAGACUUGGAACAAGUGAUAUCUCGGAUCAACGACUUCGUCCUAGGAGCCAAGUGCCGGGCUCUUGUGUUGGGCUUUUGGGCUGCCGUGACCUCCGUCACCAAGCCUCCACCGACGCCAUCAGCACGACGCCGUCACAUACUUGUAUUACCUCGUAUACAUCCACGCCAUUUGGAUGCCAUCUUCGCCGGAGUCACCUUCCCCGGCUCCCAGUCCCCGGGAGGAGGCACCCAAGAGACCGCUGCUCCUGAUGUCCGUCCUUCCAUCGGAGUUGAAAUGAGUCCAUCGAUGGAGGCGCACCAAAUGGCCAAGAUUCGAAACAACGGUCACCACGGGCACCAGGCCCGCCCUGGCCAAAGUUCUCGCACCUCGACCGCCUCUUCGGUCACCUCCAUCACAUCCGCCGCAACCACCAAGACCUCAAGAACAUCGCCGUCACAGCCCAGGUUGGGUUUUGCACUGCCCGUCUACGGCCAAAUCAUGUUGGUCUGGCUUUUGGGUCUUCGCCUCAGCGCGGCGUCCAAAGCAAUUGCUAAAACUCUCCUCCUCCAACCUACGACCAGAUCAUGCGGUCUUGCUUCGGGGUUGUUGCACGUUUGGGGCGAGUCUGGCAACAUCAAAGGCGUCAUGAAGUAUCUGACCAAAAGAGGGGGGACCGCACCUAAGUUCCCUCCAUCGUUUUGUCUGCGAAGAUACCUGUUUCCUGCGCAACUGGCUGUUUGUGCAGGACAUGCUCUUUCGGAUCUCCUGGGUCUCCCGCUCGCCCAUCAGGACCAGAAUGCGCAGCACUUCAACCAGCAGGUCAUAGCUGCACAACUACCCCCCGAGCCAGCCCCGGUGGUGCCUCAUCAUGAUGAACAUUUUGAGACACAGGUCGUUAAUGGCCUCCCCACGCCAGUCCUCGUACCCCAUCAUCACGAGCAUCACGAGGCACAAAUCGUGAUGGGGCUGCUCACGCCAGCACCAGAGGCCGAGCUGGCGCUGCACUUACCAGUUGUCCCAAACGAUGGGUUUGCUUUGCCUCCGCCUGCGCUGCAGCCGCGAAGAUCACCAGGCUACCAAGCCCAAGACGAGAAGUUGUGA